Molecule: messenger RNA, 1971 nt
Organism: Closterium sp. NIES-65
Lineage: Eukaryota; Viridiplantae; Streptophyta; Zygnematophyceae; Desmidiales; Closteriaceae
Source: the annotation of a GenBank genome assembly
AUGGGUGUGUCGAUCGAGGCGGUGAAUGACGAGCAGCCGCCGUUGUCGCGCGAGCAGGGGUCGUCGCGCGAGCACCAGGUGAUGGUGCCGCACGCGUCCAUCAAGGACGAGUUGAAGGAGACGUUCGCGCCGGUGAAGCAGCUCAUGGUCAUCGACAACGACCCCUUCAAGGGGUACCGCGGCAAGACGGCGGCGCAGCGCGCGAAGAUGGCGCUGUUCUACGUUUUCCCCAUCCUCGAGUGGGUCUCUAAUUACAAGAUCGCCGACCUCUUCGGCGACGUCGUCGCGGGGCUCACCAUCGCCAGUCUCGCCGUCCCCCAGGAUCUCGGGUACGCGAAGCUCGCCAAGCUGCCGCCCAUCAACGGUCUUUACAGCAGCUUCGUGCCGCCGCUGAUCUACGCAGUGCUGGGCACGUCGCGGCACAUCGCGAUAGGGCCGGUGGCGGUGGUGUCGCUCCUUCUGGGCGACCUGCUCUCCAAGUACUACGACGCGGACGCGCAGCCCGCGCAGUACCUCAACCUCGCCAUCACCGCGACGUUCUUCGCGGGGAUCUACCAGCUCGCGAUGGGCAUCUUCCGCCUGGGCUUCGUCAUCGACUUCAUGAGCCACGCCGUCAUCGUGGGGUUCAUGGCGGGCGCCGCCAUCACGAUCGCGCUGCAGCAGCUGCGCGGGCUGCUGGGGUACACGUCGUUCACGCAGGAGACGGACAUCGUGGCGGUGCUCGAAUACGUCUUCAAGAACACCAACCAGUUCAACUGGCGCGCGUUCCUCAUCGGCAUCACCAUGCUCGCCUUCCUCCUCGUGCUGCGCGUGCUCGCGCAGCACCUCAAGGGCCGGAAGGUGGUGGGAAAGGUGUUUUUCUACCUCAACUGCGUGGGGCCCAUGACGACCGUCAUCGUGUCGACGCUCGCCGUGUGGCUGACGAACGCGCCCGUGCCCAAGGUGGGCAAGAUGCAGAAGGGGCUGGCGGGGCUGGGGUCGCUGGGCAACCUGCAGCUGACGGGGCAGGACGCGGCGGACGGCGCCGUCGUGGGGCUCGUGUCGGGGCUCGUCGCGCUCACGGAAGCGUCGGCGAUCGCGCGGACGUUCGCCGCGUUACAGGGUUACCACGUGGACGGGAACAAGGAGAUGAUCGCGCUGGGCGCGAUGAACGUGGCGGGGUCGUUCACGUCGAGCUACGUCACCACGGGGUCGUUUUCGCGAUCCGCCGUCAACUACAACGCGGGCGGCGCCACCAUGCUCACCAACAUCGUGAUGUCGCUCGUGGUGUUGGUCACGCUGCUGUGGGUGACGCCCGCGUUCCAGUACCUGCCGAACGCGACUCUCGCGGCGAUCAUCAUCAACGCGGUGCUGGGGCUGCUGGACUACGAGGCCAUCUGGAAGAUCUGGAAGGCCGACAAGGUCGACUUCAUCGUGGCGCUCGGCACGUUCCUGGGCAUUCUGUUUGACUCGGUGGAGACGGGGCUGCUGGUGGGCGUGUGCCUGUCGAUGCUCAAGAUCCUCGUGCAGAUCACGCGCCCGCACCUCGCCACGCUGGGGCUGGUGCCGGGCACGGGCGUGUAUCGCAACAUUCAGCAGUACCUGCAGGCGGAGGUGACGGAGGGCGUGUAUGUGCUGCGCGUGGAUGGGCCGCUCUACUUCCCCAACGCCAACUACGUGCGCGAGAAGGUGCUCUCGCUCGCCGACGCGUACAGAGACGACCAUAACGGCGACAGUAUCACGCAUUUCGUGUUGGACUUCACGCCCGUGGCCGACAUAGACACGACGGGCACGCACGCGCUGCAGGAGCUGCAUGGGCUGCUGUCCAAGCAGGGCGUGCAGCUGGGCAUCAGCAACCCCUCGCGCAUGGUGCUGCGCAAACUUGUUGCGUCUGGGUUUCUAGAGGUGCUGGGGGAGGAGUGGCUGUUCCUCUCAGCGCAUGAAGCCGUCAAGUCGUGCAGAACAUUUAGACUAUCUAUUAAGGACGUUUGA